UCUGAGGGUCGGACGGUAUAUUUUAGCGAUAAGUCCGCGGUCACACUGAAAAGAUUUUUCAUUGAUAACUGCUUAAACAAAUUCGAUCGAGCGUUUAGACCGUUACAUUUGAAGAGCCACAAAAGACCUCGACAAUGUCCAACCUGAGGAAAUUCCAAGACGAGGACCGCGAGUCCGAGUACGGUCGUGUCUACGCCGUUUCGGGACCUGUCGUCACCGCCGAGGCCAUGUCCGGUUCUGCCAUGUACGAGCUGGUGCGCGUCGGUUACUACGAGCUGGUGGGCGAGAUCAUCCGUCUGGAGGGCGACAUGGCCACCAUUCAGGUGUACGAGGAGACCUCUGGCGUGACUGUCGGCGAUCCCGUCCUGCGCACAGGAAAGCCUCUGUCCGUGGAGCUGGGCCCUGGCAUAAUGGGCAACAUUUUCGAUGGCAUCCAGCGACCGCUGAAGGACAUCGGUGUGAUGACCAACUCCAUAUACAUCCCCAAGGGCGUAAACACCACGGCAUUGUCCCGCACGACAAUGUGGGAAUUCAAUCCACUGAACGUACGUGUCGGAUCGCACAUCACCGGCGGCGACGUGUACGGUGUGGUGCACGAGAACACCCUCGUAAAGCAGCGCAUGAUCGUGCAUCCGCGGGCCAAGGGAACAGUGCGUUAUAUUGCCCCCGCGGGCAACUACAAUUUGAAAGACAUUGUCCUCGAGACGGAGUUCGAUGGGGAGAUCACGAAACACACGAUGCUGCAAGUGUGGCCGGUGCGACAGCCCCGUCCCUGCACCGAGAAGCUGCCAGCCAAUCAUCCGCUGUUUACAGGCCAACGUGUCCUGGACUCCCUUUUCCCAUGUGUUCAGGGUGGCACAACCGCUAUCCCCGGUGCCUUCGGUUGCGGCAAGACUGUCAUCUCGCAGGCCCUCUCCAAGUACUCCAACUCUGAUGUCAUCAUCUACGUCGGCUGCGGCGAGCGAGGCAAUGAAAUGGCCGAGGUGCUGCGGGACUUCCCCGAACUGACCUGCGAAGUCGAUGGCGUGACCGAAUCAAUCAUGAAGCGUACCGCCCUGGUGGCCAAUACCUCCAACAUGCCUGUGGCUGCCCGUGAGGCCUCCAUCUACACCGGUAUCACCCUCUCCGAGUACUUCCGUGACAUGGGCUACAAUGUGGCAAUGAUGGCUGACUCCACUUCCCGUUGGGCCGAGGCCUUGCGUGAGAUUUCAGGUCGUCUGGCUGAGAUGCCUGCCGAUUCCGGCUACCCAGCGUAUCUGGGUGCCCGUCUGGCCACCUUCUACGAGCGCGCUGGACGCGUCAAGUGCUUGGGUAACCCCGAGCGCGAGGGUUCCGUCUCCAUUGUCGGUGCUGUGUCGCCUCCUGGUGGUGACUUCUCCGAUCCCGUGACCUCUGCCACUCUGGGCAUAGUGCAGGUGUUCUGGGGUCUGGACAAGAAGCUGGCCCAGCGCAAGCAUUUCCCCUCCAUCAACUGGCUCAUUUCCUACUCGAAGUACAUGCGGGCCCUCGAUGACUAUUACGACAAGAACUUCCCCGAGUUUGUGCCACUGCGUACCAAGGUCAAGGAGAUCCUGCAAGAGGAGGAGGAUCUUUCGGAGAUUGUGCAGCUGGUGGGCAAGGCAUCGCUGGCCGAGACCGACAAGGUGACGCUGGAGGUGGCCAAGCUGCUGAAGGACGAUUUCCUGCAGCAGAACUCAUACUCGCCAUACGAUCGCGUGUGUCCCUUCUACAAGACUGUGGGCAUGCUGCGAAACAUACUCUCCUUCUACGAGACGGCCCGUCAUUCUGUGGAGUCGACAGCUCAGUCGGACAACAAAAUCACAUGGAACACCAUUCGUGAAUCGAUGGGCAGCAUUAUGUAUCAGUUGUCUUCAAUGAAAUUCAAGGAUCCCUUGAAGGAUGGCGAGCAAAAGAUCAAAGCGGACUACGACCAGUUGUACGAGGAUAUACAGCAGGCCUUCCGAAACCUGGAGGAUUAAACAGGAUUAACAAUCAAUAGAGCAAGGCAAAAAAGAAAACCGGACGAAAUAAGUAACCAAAAAGUUAGGUUUUUAUUCGAAUUCCUUCCCCCCAUUCAAUCUAGUCAUAUAUACAUAAUGCAUAAUAAGAUAUUUGAGACCCCAGUUUAUUUUAUAAGUUAAACAGUUUAUCCUCUGGAAUCGAAUCACAUGAGAAAACAAACACAAAGACGACGACAAGUUUAGGCAAGACGAACAAUAAUUAGUCGGUAGCGCAAAAAGAAAACAAAUACAGACAAAAUAAAAAAAGGGAAGCCAGCCCCAGAUAUACGAUUACUAAAAAUGCCAUACAUAUAAUGAUACAUAUGUAUAAUCUAAUCUAUCUAUGUUGAUAAAUAAUUAUAGUUCGCAGCUAUUUAUUGUUAGAGAAAAUUCAUUACUUUAUCGACUUUUGUGUUCGUUGUCCCCAUUAUGUGAAAAAUCUACGAAACAAAACUAACAUUUACAAGAAAAGAGUUGAAUACAUUACGAAAUUAUAAUAAUAUUA
Messenger RNA from Drosophila miranda, 2505 nucleotides. Its product is annotated as V-type proton ATPase catalytic subunit A. Gene Ontology annotation, biological process: ATP metabolic process; proton transmembrane transport. Bases 135 to 1979 code for a protein of 614 amino acids. Gene Ontology annotation, molecular function: ATP hydrolysis activity; proton-transporting ATPase activity, rotational mechanism; ATP binding. The record is from RefSeq and is a predicted model, not a curated record. The transcript has 5 exons. Gene Ontology annotation, cellular component: lysosomal membrane; proton-transporting V-type ATPase, V1 domain. Lineage: Eukaryota; Metazoa; Arthropoda; Insecta; Diptera; Drosophilidae.